Molecule: messenger RNA, 483 nt
Organism: Penicillium salamii
Lineage: Eukaryota; Fungi; Ascomycota; Eurotiomycetes; Eurotiales; Aspergillaceae
Source: the annotation of a GenBank genome assembly
AUGAGCAAAGACUCCUCAGCCUCAUACAUCCACAUGCACCAACCCAGACUAGCAGACCUCUUCGAAGAAUUCACCCGCCCCCACACCUCACCAACAGACCACAACGACCGCGAACCCCAAGCAUCCCCAACAACAAUCCCCUCCUUCCUGCCUGUCGAAGACAUCUACGUCGCCCCCCAAUACCAACCUCCAAACCCAGAAGACGAAGAUGACGUCGUCCCAGACCAACAUGCCGCCUUCGGUAUCACGCGCGCUAUGGACCGUCGUCGCGAAGCUGUCUGGCGGGACUUGGGACUCGAAUCUCUUGUAAAUGGCCAGGGGAAUGGGGAUGCUGAAGCCACUGGGACUGCGUCUGGGUCUGGGUCUGGGUCUGCUACGUUGCGUGGGAGUGGGGGUGGGCCGGCGGCGGCGGGGAUGCCUGUUGUUAGGGUUAAGGCUGCGGGGAGGAAGAUGGGGGGGAGGAGGGUUGUUGGGUUGAGGUGA